GAUAGUUUCCACUUUCAAGCUACAGAAAGCAACAUGAACUGCGCCAAGAUGAAUGUAUGCGACCCCUCGGGCGACCGUGGAUACAACCCGAUCUCUGAUCACGCCCUCAUUGGGAACCUGCGAACGGCAGCCCUUAUUAGUAUAGACGGAUCUGUGGAAAGCUAUUGUGUCCCAAACUUUGACUCUCCGUCGAUCUUUGCUCGCAUCCUCGACAAGGACAAGGGUGGCCACUUCUCCAUCACACCCACUGUGCCCUUUACCACCAAGCAGAACUAUCUCCCGAGCUCCAAUGUUCUUCAAACAAAGUUUCUUAACGAACAAGGCGUGGUUAGCGUCACGGACUUUCUGCCGCGUCAGAAGGACAGUUCCUCGGAGAAGCCUUUGCUAUUCUGGAUGAUCCGUCGCGUCGAGGUAGUCCGCGGUGCAUUCCCGAUCCGCAUGGAGUGCGCCCCGGCAUUCAAUUAUGCGCGCGACCCGCACACGCUCGAGUUCAUCCCGGACGACAGUCAAUCCAAAGGGCGAGGCACUCAUGAGAAGGCCCUCUUCAAAUCGCGCGACCUCGAUCUCGACCUACGAUACGUCGUUGAGUCAACGUUGGAGAAUGUCGAUGAUCCCAAGGUUCGGUUGAAGAAGCUCGACCUUACUGGACAAGGACACCUUGGUCCUAGCGCGGUGUGCGACCUCGUUCUCGAGGAAGGGCAAAGGGUCACGUUUGUGCUGAGAACACCCCCAACGAAGGCCACUAAGCCCAACGCUGUUCCAACACAGGAGAAGGCGGAAGAGCUGGGAGUAUCGCUUGAAGCACUUGCCAUCGGGACGUCCAAGUUGCGGGCUCUCGAUGAUCCGAUACUGACGAAGGAACUUCUCGAGAGACUCUUCUUGUCCACCAACACGUACUGGAACUCUUGGAUCCGUCGGUCAACGUACCAAGGGUCUUGGAAGGAGGCAGUCCAUCGAAGCGCCCUAGCUCUCAAACUUCUCAUAUACGAGCCGACAGGUGCUGUCAUCGCCAGUCCGACGUUUAGUUUACCGGAGUUCAUUGGCGGGGGUAGAAACUGGUACUACAGUGCAUCUUGGAUCCGUGAUUCAUCCUUUACUUUGUAUGCUCUCAUACGCUUGGGCUUCACAGAAGAAGCCAAUGCGUACACGGAGUUCAUAAUCCAACGGCUAAAAGACAAAAAUCCUGAUGGAUCGCUCCAGAUAAUGUAUACUAUCCACGGAGGUAAGGAUCUCGAAGAGAUUGAGCUAAAUCAUUUCGAUGGGCACAAGGGCUCUAAGCCUGUGCGGAUCGGCAAUGGCGCUGCCGACCACUUGCAGUUAGACAUCUACGGCGAGCUGAUGGAUUGUAUAUACUUGGGACAAAAGUAUGGCCGCCCUUUGUCCUACGAUACCUGGGUGCAAGUCAGAGAACUUGUAGAUUAUGUGGUUGCUCAAUACAACGAGCCUGAUCUAUCCAUCUGGUCAGUCCGUGAUAGGCCAUUGCGGUCUCAGGUUGAAAUUGUGACGCAGUGCUUUAGGGAAGUUCGAGGAAAGAAACGCCACUUCACUUAUUCAAAGAUCAUGAUGUGGGUUGCAAUUGAUAGAGGAUUGCGACUCGCGGAUAAGCGCUCGCUUCCAUGCCCAAACCGUUUGGCGUGGUUCCAGGCCCGCGACGACAUCUACGAGCAAGUAAUGCACAAGUCCUGGGACCCCGUACAACAGUCUUUCGGGCAGUGCUACGAGGAGACGAACGUGCUUGACUCAGCCGUGCUCAUCAUGCCGCUGGUAUUCUUCAUCCAACCUUCCGACCCGCGCUUCGUCAGCACUUUGAAGCAGAUCCUCAAAACGCCGCAGCGGGGAGGUCUUACGUCAAACAACCUUGUAUAUCGAUAUGACGUCACCAAAUCAGAUGAUGGUGUCGGGGGCGGUGAGGGUACAUUCUGCUUGUGCACGCUUUGGUGCGUGGAGGCGCUGGCCCGGGCCGGCGUGUACGAGCCGGCGUUGCUCAAGCGGGCCAUGUCUAUGUUUGAGGACUUCCUCCUCUUCUCCAACCACGUCGGACUAUGCACAGAGGAGAUAUCCGAAGCGGGUGAAGGACUCGGCAAUGCAGUGCAGGGCUUUACGCACGUCACGCUGAUUUCGGCGGCGUACAACUUGUCCAGGACGAUGCAAGCACCAGCGAGCUUAUUGGCAGCAAUCUAGGGGCGGUGCCGUCAGCUCUAAGUGUACGGGUCGCUGGUUUGUUUAAUGUAAUACGUAGUCUAUGACCUGAACCAUGUACCAAUAGACUCCAGUAUUCCAAUCAACCACGCGGCAUACGAAUAUCCGCAUCUAUGCCAAAAGAC
This is a messenger RNA of Coniophora puteana RWD-64-598 SS2, 2324 nucleotides long. RefSeq names its product glycoside hydrolase family 15 protein. Bases 34 to 2181 code for a protein of 715 amino acids. Gene Ontology annotation, biological process: carbohydrate metabolic process. NCBI's taxonomy places the organism in Eukaryota, Fungi, Basidiomycota, Agaricomycetes, Boletales, Coniophoraceae. The record is from RefSeq and is a predicted model, not a curated record. The transcript has 32 exons. Gene Ontology annotation, molecular function: hydrolase activity, hydrolyzing O-glycosyl compounds.